AUGGCAAAUCUUAGUUACGUGUUGUUGCUAUGGAGUUUCCCUGCGCUGGGAGCUUGUGCGAGGACCAGCAGUGAAGCCAUAGCAGUGGACUUGGCACCCGCCCUGGAUUCAGGGGGAGAGUGCCGAACAACCAGAUCGUGCGCAGAGCUGGCAGUGGCCGCAGCAGAGAACGAAGGCAAUCGGAGCCAGCUGCAGCAGCAGUAUGCCAGAAGCAGGAGAAAUUCGAGAUGGAAUACGCUGGCUGACAAAGCGGCAAAGCUUUGUCCGGAACAUCCGGAUGUCUUGAUCGGGUUGAUCAAGAGCAAUGUUUCAGAAGCAUGGGGUUUUCCAAUCGCUCGUGAAGCUAUGGCAAAUGGUUGUGAACAGUGCUUGAAGCAGAUUCUGCCACGAAUGAACCUCAGCGAGGCUGAGGCCGCUUGCGACAGGUGCUACGAUCUGCAGGCCGGUUGGCGGGUGGGGAGCUGCAAGUGCGGCUUCACGCUGGCUCACUACGCAGCGCUUCAGGAUCCGAAGUUCUUAACUUUGCUGCAGCAGGCAGGUGCCAACCUGAGCAGCACCGAUGCGGAAGGCCUCGGAGUGACGCCUGCGCAUUUGGCGGUCAUCCGCAUGAAGAAUCAUGCUGGGAUGGAGUCCUUGAUGAAGCUCAGUGAGCUCGGCGCCCGUCUGGAUGUGCAGGACAAAGACGGCAAUACGCCUGCACAUGUCGCAUGCCAAGAGCUUGAGGAGUCUGAAGAUAACAACAUCACCGCAGUGCUUUCUAUAAUUCGCAGUUCAGGUGGCAACUUGUCCUUGGCGGAUAAAUACGGACGCACUCCAGCACACGCAUGUGCGGCUGGGAAGAACAACAGAGGAAGCCCAAAGGCAAUCGAAUUCUUGUAUGAAGUGGAUCCUCGGUCGUUCGAGAUCAGAGACCACUCAAACCGAACCGUGCAGGAUAUUGCAGAAGCAGCUGGGUCCGUUGUGGAAGUAUUCUUUGCAAAGCUGAGGGCAAACCAGUUGCAGCUUCAAGCAAGCAAGCUGGCCUUCGAAGCCAUCAAAAUGGCGCAUGUUUGCAACAAACUGGAUGAACAGGUCCAAGCAAUGUUUGACUGUGCAGAUCAAGUGAUCCACAUUCCAAAAGGCUAUGCCAUCACAAGCCAGAGGGCCAUCUGUCCUGAGGAUGCCGAAGAGUGUGCAGUGAAGUGCCCCAAUCCCAAAGCAUGCCCUGGUGGGCUCUACUCAAAUCAGCACUGCGGCGAAGGAUAUCACAUGGAGAGUGUGGGCUGCUCUCAGUGUGACAUAGGCUUCGGCCGAAGCAAUCAAGAUCCCUUCGUGUGUGGCCGCUGCGCAGCUGCCUGGCAGAUGUGGAUGGUGCACCUGGGCAAGCCGGUCGGGAUCUACAUUCUCAGCGUGCGGUCUGCCCGGCCUAAUAGGGAUCUUCAAGGUGUGCUCUUCAACAUGUUGCUCUCCUUCGGCACCGUGGCAGCGUCGCUGUGGCCAGCCAUCAAGGACUCGGAGGCCUACAGCCGUACGUUCCCCGCGAUCCGAGUCCUUGUGAGCGCAGGUGAUGCAUCGAUGUCUGCAACUACCCCGUGGCAUGGUCCCAGCAUGGACUGCUUGCUCAAAGCGUCGGAGGCCUCCAUGUUGCAGUGGCUGUUGCUGACGGGCGUCGUGCCAAUGAUUUUGCUCUUUGCGUCGCUGACCUUCGUUUUCUUCAGAUCCAUGUGGGAAGGGCGCCAGCUGAACUGGCAGCUUCUGCCAGACUUCAUCAAGCCCUGCCUUGUGCUGACGAAUUGCUUUCUGCCAGACCUGUCAGGAGCCUUGGUGCGUUUUGUACUUCACAUGCGUUUGCACAUUACUUCUGGCAGCAGCCAUUGGGCCUGUGACUUGGAUUGGCUUGAUACGCAACGAGUCCUGGAUGUGGCCACAGAAGACCCGCCAGCAGCUGCUGGGCUUCCUCACCUCCGGAUACAGAGGUGA
Molecule: messenger RNA, 1959 nt
Organism: Symbiodinium natans
Lineage: Eukaryota; Dinophyceae; Suessiales; Symbiodiniaceae
Source: the annotation of a GenBank genome assembly